GUACACGGCAGACGGAAGUUUCGUUCCCGUCUAGGUCACGCAACAGAAAUCGGGUCACGAGCAGAAUUUGCGGUGGCAGUUUGACAUUACAGGAAUCAUUUAACCAAAACAACUGUGCAAAUGACCGAAAAACCGUGACGAUACAGCUCGGGGAACAUAUCGUUCCACUUUCACGAUGGAUAUGUCUGGGAACGACACUAUCUCUAAAGAGGGAAAUGGAAAAGCCAGUCGGGUUAUCCGCAUGGGAACAAGGAAGAGCCAGCUGGCUCGCAUUCAAACUGACAGUGUGGCCGGCACACUAAAACAACUUUAUCCAGACGUUCAUCUAGAGAUUGUUGCCAUGUCCACAAUUGGAGACAAGAUCCUGGACACUGCAUUAUCAAAGAUUGGCGAAAAGAGCCUCUUCACCAAAGAGCUGGAGAACGCGCUUGAGAGAAACGAAGUGGAUAUUGUGGUGCACUCUCUAAAGGAUUUACCUACCUCAUUGCCCCCUGGAUUCACUAUUGGAGCCAUUCUUGAGCGUGAAAAUCCCCAUGAUGCAGUGGUGCUUCAUCCAAAAAAUGCUGGACUGACCCUUGACAGCCUGCCAGAGAAGAGUGUGAUUGGCACAAGUUCACUCCGUAGAGCAGCUCAGCUGAAGAAACGAUUUCCUCAGCUGGAGUUUGAAAAUAUUAGAGGGAACCUGAACACCCGUUUAAAGAAGCUGGAUGAAAAGGAUGACUAUGCUGCUAUCAUUCUCGCUGCUGCAGGCCUCAAACGUAUGGGCUGGGAAAGCAGAAUCAGUCAGGUUCUGGGCCCUGAAGAUUGCAUGUAUGCUGUGGGUCAGGGAGCUCUGGCAGUGGAAGUCCGAGCUCAAGAUAAAGACAUUCUGGAAAUGGUGUCCGUCCUGCAUCAUCCACACACAGUCCUACGCUGCAUCUCAGAAAGAGCUUUCCUCAAACAGCUGGAAGGAGGCUGCAGUGUACCUGUUGCUGUUCAUACUGAAGUCAAAGGGUCUAUGCUCUAUCUGACUGGAGCUGUGUAUAGUUUGGAUGGAGCUGAUUGUUUGAAGGACACCAUGCAGACGUGUGUGGAAUUGGACAACAAAGUAAACAAAAGUGCACCGCACUCUGCAAAUGUUGGAGUCACUGCCUGCAAUAUCUCAUCAUCAGCCCUCGAAGCUGCUGAGAAACUGGGGUUGGAUCUGGCAAACGUUCUCCUUAAUAAAGGAGCCAAAGACAUUCUCACAACAGCCAGGAAACUAAAUGAUGCUCGAUAGCUCUGGUGUUUCUGUUUUUUCAUGUUGUACACUGGAAUAUUAUUAGACCUAGUUAUUUAGGGAAUUUUGACAUGCUGUUAACUUGGAUCAACAGUCAAUUCAACAAUAUCUGAAUACUACCAUGAUUAGAUGAAUAUGUGGUUUUUAUCUAUACCUCAGUGCCUUGCUUUAACAGAGACGCUACUUUUGGCAGGCUGUUCACACUGUUCUGACUGCCAUUCUCGUCUCAUGCACUGAGUUUUGUGUAAAAAAAAAAACCCUAUGCUGCCUUUACAGCAUAGGUCUCAAAUUCAAUUUCUGGAGGGUUUCAGCUUGGCAGUUUUGCUCCAACCCAAUCAAACACAGCUGAUCCAAAUAAUCAAGGUGUUGAAAAUAGUCAUGAAUACCCUCAUUAGUUGCAUCAACUGUGUUUGAUUAGGGUUGAAGCAAAACUGCAGAGCUGCAACCCUCCAGGAAUUGAGUUUGAGACCUACGCUUUACAAUACCUAUGAACCUCAUUAAUACGAGGAAGUGAAAAAAUGUCUACUUUUUAGAUCUGAGCUUUUUUUCCAUGUAGAAUUUAAUAUCUUUCACGUUUACGUACAGAAUUAUACAUUUGUAAGCAUAUGCCACAUUUCCUUUAAUCACAGGAAAAAUAUUCCUGUAUUAAAGUACCGAGGUGCUAAGAUUUCAUGGGUGUUUGGGCACCACAUAAGGUUUUUACUGGCAAAAUGAGCGGUCUAAGUUCAAGUUAAUAUUUUAUAUUUAUGUAGUAGGCUGUAAACUGCCUUCCAACUGUGUAAUUGAUCAGCUAUUCUAUAGCAAUUACUUGACCAGCGACAUUGUUUGGUCAAAUCAACAAUAGAAUGUAUCAAGAAUAAAAUAUAUCAACAA
Messenger RNA from Danio aesculapii, 2131 nucleotides. It is a transcript of the gene hmbsa, whose product is annotated as hydroxymethylbilane synthase a. Gene Ontology annotation, cellular component: cytoplasm. Gene Ontology annotation, molecular function: hydroxymethylbilane synthase activity. The record is from RefSeq and is a predicted model, not a curated record. Bases 176 to 1258 code for a protein of 360 amino acids. The transcript is spliced from 14 exons. Gene Ontology annotation, biological process: heme biosynthetic process. Lineage: Eukaryota; Metazoa; Chordata; Actinopteri; Cypriniformes; Danionidae.